AAAGAAAAAAUCAAAGGUAACUUAGCGUCCCUUGUGUUGCUGCGUGAUGACGUAACUUACGGCAAUACGCAAAUGAGUACAGUGCUUGUCAAUAAUAACCUCACAAUGUCAGUUACCGGAAGCACUUGAAGAUCUUAUUAAAAAAACACUUGUUAUAGGCUAUGAAUUUGAUACAAUCAAACGAAAAAAGUUCAGUCAAGCGCUAACAGUGUGCCGCCUUGUGUUCCGUUCGUAACCAAGAAAUGUCGUAAACCGAGGACCCUUUUACUAGGUGUGUACAGUACAGUACUGUAUGUGAUUUGAGAUGAGUGAACUACCCACAGAUGCCAGGAGAUAGCGCCAGACUUCUCACUACUGGAGACUUUACAGUGACGCCAAUCAGUUUUAUAAUUACAGUUUGAACAUUGAGUGGGACGUCGCCAAAAGCAGGGCACCGUGUUAGUUAUUUUUAUAUGACACCACAUAAAGAUGGACACCCCACAGAAGGAGUCUUCGUGGCCGGAAGAACCUUCAUUCACAGUGAGACGUCAAGACAUGAGCCGAGUACUCAAGACGACGCAAAUUCCUAACGGUUUACAAUUGGUUGGUGAUAAUUCUAAGAUUGACCCCUUAUAGUCCGCAGCCUUAUAAGUAAAAGGCACGGACGGGGUUCGAACCCGCGAUCUUCGGUUUACGAGACCGACGCCUUACCACUUGGCCACCGCGCCUGCGCAAGGCGGUCACAGCUGGAUUAUGUAAUAGAGCUCUUCCGUGUAUUUCAAGUCGGUCAGUUUCUUUGUUUAUAAUAGUUUAUAUGCAUAAACUUGUAUCAUACGUUACAUACAGAUAUAAUGUUGAAACUCUACAUAAUAUUUCAGUGUCUUACAAUAACAUUAAUUUUUUUUUAUAGUAACUAGCUUUGUGUUUUUUUCAUACUGACACCUCCUAUGGUGACGUAUUUUGAUGUUAGGUAUGAGGGGUUAACUAAAUUUAGCAGCUUUUUCUUGGGUCGGACUUGAUCUAGAGAUUUUGCGAACCACGGAGCUAUUAAGUGAUCAAUAAAUAGAUGACAGAUUAGAUUUGCUUUGCGUCAUUCAUAAAAACGAAGGUUUAAAGAUUUUCCUGAUUCAAAAGAGAAAGAGAUUCACUGCACUGGUAUGAAUUUGCAGCUGCCAUUUGUUUAAGCCUUGUUCGCAUGUCGGAUGUUUGCUGACAAUUUCAACAAGUUCACCGGCUUGCAAACAAAGGCCUUAUUUUUAAUUGCACUACAAAAGCCGCACACAACCUCCGGUGGCAGCAAAAGGUCAACAGAAUGAAAUGUGAUCCUAAUCCGCAGCAGAAAGUCCCGACAUUGAGCUUGCUUAGCCAAUAGCGCGGAAAAGCACAUGGCUGGGUGUGAUUGUUUUUUUUUCUCCUCCUCCUUCCCGAGCCUGCAAAAUGUAUGAAGUUUGGAUGCACCAUUUCAAGCCAAGUUCAAUUAACAUGAAUAACAUGCAAAAUAUCAAUGCAUCUAAUUUUACUUGGACGCUUUACUUGAAAACGAGAUAGCACUGUGGGGUUUCUAUUCUUGCAAGAGCUACCACAUGCAUGCAGCGUAAAGUAUAUUCAUAGUUAUGAAUAUAUUUUGACACUCGGCGCUCCACUGUAUGAACUGAGCUACAGCCUCCCAGUAGGACCAGCAUGUAGGUCCGGGGGAGCUGGUGAUAGCUUGUGACCAGCUGGAGUCUAGUUGGUGUCAACAGCUACCAGCGGCGCAACAAUAGCAUGUUAGUCUUGCUGGGUGGCUGUGGCGCAGUUGGUCGAGUAAGUUAACCUGAACCAAAGGUUUAGCUGUUUCAAAUUUGGCUACUUUUGCUGGUUGUCUUGCUAGUGAAAGCAGCAAGACCAGCAUUCUGCUGCUGUCCUGCAAGACCAGCACGAAAAUACAACAUGCCGGUCAAUGCUGUUGUUGUUUUUUUUUGUUUUUUUGUUUUUGAUUGAUUGAUUGAUUUAGCAGCGAAGAUGCAGAAAACUAAAUUGGUCAUUGUGAGAAGGAUUGGCUUGAUGUGACCCUGACCAUAACCCGGCAUGCUGGUGUGAAAUCCAAUUGAAUAAUCCAUCUGAUAAUAAAACAACCCCCCACCACACGCUCCCUAUCCGUCUCAUUCUCUUUUAAUUUAUCAUGAAGUCUCUUUGUCCAGUUGGGUUGUGCAAGUUGUAAUACAAAGAUGAUCAACUUUCAUUAAGGUAGGUUUAUGUGGAAAAAAGCCAUUGUGGGAAACCGUUCUGUAAGCCUCCUCACCCGAUGUCAUGCCAGACGUAAAAGUGCAUUGGGGGACUAUCACGUUGAACCUUUUGAGACUACAGGCUCAUGGUAACCAACUAUUUCUGGCUUCUGUUGGGUUAUCCCUGUCAUUCUGAGGACAACACGUGUGGCCAGUAGACGUGCAGCAUGGAACAGGACAACAGCCAAUGCAGCAUAUUCAAGAUGCCCUCCUGCUGGGCGGCCCGCCAGCCUGUCAAUACGGCAUUUUGAUGUCGGAUGAAAAUGAGAGCACCCCCCUCAAGCCCCCCGCAACAGAGAGAGAGGGGCUGGAACAGAGAAAGAGAGGACUCGAAAAGGGAAGAACCUUCGACAGAUGGACUCGCUAGUGAUUAAAGAUGGCGGCGGUCUUUGCUACGGACCACGAAGGAGGAUGCUGGAUCCGUAGUCCGGCGGCGGAGAACCGGGUAGCCCACAGGAAGCGAGAGAGGCAGAUACAAAUGGAUGGAAAAGACCAAGUCGGGCGACCUUUCCUUUUCAUGGAAGCCAGGCGCAUUUUACAUGAACCCAAAACAUGUCAUAACUUUGCUAUGGAAUCGUCAGUGAUUGAACGUACGGCUGGAGGAUGCAGCAGGGGGGUGUUCAACCAUGAGGAGUUACUUUCCUGUGGCGUAAGUAGACAUCUGGAUCUAGUCAUCGUGUUUUUCGCCCUCAACGGGGACGUUCUACUUGGAUGCCAGGACUAUGAGCGUGAGCAACCACGGGGGCUUCCUGGUCGACCCGGGUAGCAGCUUCAAUGAGGAUGCACCCAGACCUCCAGUCCCUGGGGAAGAGGGCGAGCUGGUGCUCACCCAGUGCCACAGCUCCGGCAUCCCGCUAUCCAGAAGCCUCAAAUGUGAAGCGUCCGUGGCCACGCCCAGGCGGCCGGACCAGGACUUGGGCUACGAGCCAGAGGGGAGCGCCUCUCCGACGCCGCCUUACCUGAGAUGGGCGGAGUCGCUUCACUCGCUGCUGGACGACCAGGAUGGCAUCCAUCUCUUCAGGACGUUCCUCAAGCAGGAGGCAUGUGCUGACCUGUUGGACUUUUGGUUCGCGUGCAGCGGCUUCCGCAAACUUGAAGCAACCGAGGGCAACGAUGAGAAGCGGCUAAAACUGGCGAAAGCCAUCUAUAAGAAAUAUGUCCUGGACAACAACGCUAUUGUUUCCAGGCAGAUCAAACCGGCGACUAAGUCUUUCAUCAAAGACUGUGUGAUGAAGCUACAUAUCGAUCCGGCCAUGUUCGACCAGGCUCAGACGGAAAUCCAGACAACAAUGGAGGAAAACACCUACCCUUUAUUCCUUAAAUCAGAUAUAUAUUUGAAACACGCUCAGGCAGGGGGAGAGAGUCCCAAACCGUAUGCUGAUCAAAGCCCACUUCCGGGUCACACAAAGAAUCUGGCGGGCUAUUUGCCAACAUUAAAUGAACAUGAGGAGUGGAGAUGUGACCAAGAGUCGGAAGAGCACCCAGAGUGUGACCUCACGCCCAGCAGCAGGCUCACUCAGAGGCUGCUCACGGAGACGCCAUCACAUCGCACCGCAGGAAGAUUCCAGGAAGAGUACAGACAUACACCUGGUCGGGAGCCCGCCGACUGUUACUACGCCAACGCUGGUCAUGCAUUGGCUCCAGCCACCAGUGCCAACGACAGUGAGCAGCAGAGUAUGUCCAGCGACGCCGACACGCUUUCCCUUACUGACAGCAGCGUAGAUGGCAUCCCACCCUACAGAUACCACAAACCUCAUCGGCGGGAGAUGCACGAGAGCGCUCGAGCAAACGGGCGCGUGCCGCUGCCGAUCAUCCCCCGCACCAACAGGAUUCCGAAGGACAUCCACGUGGCGCCGGAGCGCUUCGCCGCUGACUUGAUCCUCCGCCUGGAAGGCGUCCUGAGAGAGAGGGAGACAGAGGAGCGACUCAGGAGGUUGCGACUGGAAGAGGAAGGCGACGAAGGCUUCCCCGCUGAUGUUCACCCACAGAACUACGCCGACUACUAUGGCCCCUUCCUGAGAGACGCCCACGAGGAGAACCCCGAGAGCAUCCUAGACGAACACGUCCAACGUGUCAUGAAAACUCCAGGUUGCCAAUCACCCGGAACGGGCCGCCACUCUCCCAAGUCCCGCUCACCGGAGGCUUUCAAAGGGACACCGCCGCCGCCCUGGGCGGCUCCUGGUAAACAUCCUUCCAGGCAAGCUGUCAAGGGAGAGUCGGGUCACCACUGCAAGCAUCACACCCACCAGUCGGAGUUACCUUGGGGCGUGGCAUCCACAAACAUGGAGCAUGGAGCUUAUGGGAGCAAAGGUGGUGCACAGUGUAGACGAGCAUUCAAGCGUGGGGAGGAAGCAGCGGCCCCCGUGGAAGACCUGGAGAAGAAGCAGAAGAUCCUCUUGUGGCUAAUGGAGGGACAGAAGGAGAUGAUCCGACACAAGAGGAGCCCGUACGGUAGCACCGCUUGCCCGAGGAAGGUCCCGGGCCAGCCCAGCUGCUCUUGGGACAACGUGCAGCCGUCACAUCCUUUCAUCCAGGACCCCACUAUGCCCCCCAACCCUGCCCCGAGCCCUCUCAUCCAGCUGGAAGAGGUCUGCCGGCGGCUGGUAGAGGAGAAGAUGAUCAAAUCUGGAACGUUGCAGCCCAAGCAACGGUAUGUGAUGGAGGUGAUCCAGCGGGGUCGCACCGCACUCAGGCCAUCAUUGUGCCCGCCGCUCAGCGUGGUGCCCGCCGUGUCAGACUGCGAGCUUUCCGAGCCCGAGCACAAAGCGACUAAAAAGCAAUCGUGCAACAGCAUGACGGUGGCGUACUACUUCUGCGGAGAGCCCAUCCCGUACAGGACCUCCGUCAAGGGCCGGCUGGUGACGCUCGGCCAGUUUAAAGAGCUGCUGACCAAGAAAGGAAAUUACAGGUAUUAUUUCAAGAAGGUGAGCGACGAGUUUGACUGCGGUGUGGUGUUUGAGGAGGUGCGCGAGGACGACGCCACACUGCCUACCUUUGAGGAGAAGAUUAUCGGCAAAGUGGAAAAGAUCGACUGAGACGCGGACGUGAGGAGGGGAAAACGCAUGAGAGCGAUCGAUGAAGGUGAACAGGAAGUGGGUGGAAAGCAAAACGGGAAGUGCUUCAUGGAGGCGCACGAUGUAGCUUUGUAAAGUUUACUUACGAAAAGCCCUGCCGAUGUUUUUUUACUGUGUAAUCACUGGUCCUUUUUAAAGUAACCACACUUAUUGUGAUUCUUUUUUUUAAAAAUGUAAUUAUGCCAGAUGUGUACAGUUUGUGGUAACCAAUAACAUUUAUAUCUAUUUAACUAUUUAAAAUUUGAUACCCUAUUGAAGCCCUGCCCCCCCAAAUCCUCGAUGAAGACGAUCACAAUCCUUUUUAAAAGGAUUCUAUUUAUGACUUACUUCUAAAUGCCACGUAAGUGUAAUUUAUUAUUUUGCAACAUUUUAGUCAGGCAGCACUUUGGGCGCCUCAGUUUUGAAGACAUGAUUUGGGGGCUACUUGUUGCAGGUCCACCUUUGGGAUACAUUAUUCCCCAAAAUUUGAUAGACCACCCUGACGGUGUAAAAUUGUUAUUGUUUUAUUAGACCAUUCCAUUCAUUUCACCCAAGUGUUGGUAAAAUGGCCUCUCAUGAAUAUUGCGAGGGAGCUGUCCAAAAAAAAUUGCAAUCGUAGAUUUGAACAUCUAUGCAAGCUGCUUUCAAGUUAUUAUUAGAAUUGGCCUGUUUGGGGUUACGGUCAUCUUUUCCAUGACAUAUCAUAUCACAGCAUUUUUGAAUGAAGGCUUAUUCCAGCAACAAAAUAAGUGCCUCUCAUUUUGGUGCCUGGAAGGAAUGGUCUCCUUUAAAAGCCUUCUGAAAAUGAACGCAGACUAGUUCAAAACUGUUUUGGGUCAUCGUAACAGGUGAGAAGCCUCGUUGACGUUCAUUGGUCAACAUCCGUGACAUUUGUUACGCUACAAAGAUGCAAAGCUGAAAGGAUGCACAUGUUAAAAACAUAAAUAAAUGUAUCGCUUGAAAUAAUUUCGACCACUUAUGGAGGUGAUUGAGGGCAAUACCUGAGAUUGAUUUUUUUUUUCCUUAUGACAAGCCUGUGUUGCCUCAAAACGGGUUUUGAAGGCAAUAAAAACAAAUUAUCAUCAUGGAUGUGCUUACUAUUUGCUCCAUGGCACCCCCUAUAGGAGUGGAAGCUAAUUAACUUGACAAGGGUAAACAUCCAUACGUUUUUUUUUCUCCCUCCAUACCAAGAUGACUGAUGAAUGUACAAGUUAAAACACACACACAUAUAUUUGUCCAAGCACACCCGCGCCAACCCUAGUGCUUGUACAACUUGAGGGAUGUCCUGGAUGGUCGAUCUUAUUAGACCACCAAAGUAGGAGUUCUGGGGUUGCCGUGGCAACAACCGUGCCCAUUUUCUUUUGAGGACAAGCCAGUGUAGCAUAUCGUAUCAACAUGAUUUUCGGAGCUGUUAUUUUGAAGAUCACUUAAUUACAUAUCAGGUUUGCUUAACAACAACAACAAAAAAGCUCUUCAUUUAUAAUCUUCAUUCAUUCAUUGAAGCUUGUGGCGUAGGAGGUGAGAAUGUGUCGAAGCUCACAGAACAGAAGUGUGUGAAUGUCACAAAGUCUAAAGAAGGCUCAGAAAUUGUUGUUGAAGGACACGGUGGGACGUCAUUCACUUCUUGGCGUGAAGUCUAAGCCGCUGUUCAUGUUGAAGUAGACCUUGAGGGUCUUAUUAUUCGUGUUGCUGCAGGGUAGGAAAAACCAUGUGAUGGAAUGUCCACAAAGCUAAUGAUUUAGAUACACGAUAUAGCUAAUAUAUUUGUCAUACUUUAAGGAAAUAAUUUAAUUUAUGGAUGUCACUUUUCAUGUUUUAGUCUUUUGUGAGAAGCCCUUUUAUUUUCAAGCUCCCAAAAUGUCAUUCAAAUGCAUCAGUGACAUCAGAGUGCCUUUUUAUUGUCAUUGUUAUUAUCAUCAUUAUUGUUACUACUAUUAUUGUUGUUGUUUUAUAUGUAAAUGUUCGCAACGUGACGUGUCAUCAGCCAGCAGCCCAGUUAGAACAUUCAUAACUUCACAAGAGGGGAGGGGGGG
Molecule: messenger RNA, 7329 nt
Organism: Hippocampus zosterae (dwarf seahorse)
Lineage: Eukaryota; Metazoa; Chordata; Actinopteri; Syngnathiformes; Syngnathidae
Gene: axin1
Product: axin 1
Exons: 12
Coding region: 2966-5278 (770 amino acids)
Biological process (GO): negative regulation of canonical Wnt signaling pathway
Source: RefSeq, a predicted model, not a curated record